UAUAUUACAACCGGUAUAAAAUAGUGAGUCGAAACCUCGUCAAUACUCAAACUUGCAUGUUGUACGUGACGUACCCAAGCACAUUAACCCCAGCUGUCUGUUGUCCUACCCCGUUUGCGUUAGUUCCCUAUUGACCAUGUGUGCGUUGCCUUACUGGGUUUUCCUGUUUCUAUUGCCUCUUGGCCUAAUAAAAUGCCAUGAUCCAAAGAUCACUGAUAAGGUUUACUUCAAGAUUGCAAUUGGUGGUGAACAAGUUGGUAAGAUUGUCAUAGGCCUUUUCGGUGAUAUCGUUCCAAAAACGGUACGGAACUUUAAAGAGCUUGCUGUGGGAACAACGGUGGAGAACAAGUUGCUCACAUACAAGGGAAGCAAGUUUCAUCGUGUCAUCAAGCAGUUUAUGAUCCAAGGUGGCGACUUUACUAAUGGCGACGGCACUGGGGGCCGUAGUAUAUACGGCGAACGUUUUGCCGAUGAAAACUUUUUGCUCAAACAUACUGGUCCCGGUGAUGUGUCGAUGGCUAACGCUGGGCCUGAUACGAAUGGCAGCCAAUUCUUUAUCACAACCAUCAAAACCGAUUGGUUAGACGGGAAACACGUUGUUUUCGGAAAGGUUAUCGAGGGAAUGGAUGUCGUCCAAAAGAUUGAACACACGCGGACAAACAAUUCGGAUAGACCGUUGAGCGAUGUAGUCAUAGUCGAAUGCGGAUUGGAAGAAUGAUCACACGACGAUCACUGGCUUAACUGGACUUCCCAGCCUGUUUCUCUUGAAUGCCUGCCGUUUUUAAACUGUUUGCUAACAUAUAUAGACGCCCUGUACAGCCGAGUAGCAAAAUGACUCGGUUUUGAAUUUCAAUUAAAGGGAGUUUGUAUAG
Dicrocoelium dendriticum is the source of this 872-nucleotide messenger RNA. The record is from the annotation of a GenBank genome assembly. Lineage: Eukaryota; Metazoa; Platyhelminthes; Trematoda; Plagiorchiida; Dicrocoeliidae.